Molecule: messenger RNA, 1941 nt
Organism: Trypanosoma rangeli
Lineage: Eukaryota; Euglenozoa; Kinetoplastea; Trypanosomatida; Trypanosomatidae
Product: ATP-binding cassette sub-family E member 1
Exons: 1
Coding region: 1-1941 (646 amino acids)
Biological process (GO): translational termination; ribosomal subunit export from nucleus; translational initiation
Molecular function (GO): ribosomal small subunit binding; ATP binding; iron ion binding
Source: RefSeq, a predicted model, not a curated record
AUGCCUCCCAAAAAUCGACAGGAAGAGGAGCGGUCAAAACUGACUCGUAUUGCCGUUGUCAAUCCUGACAGGUGCAAGCCUUCUAAAUGCAGUUUUGAGUGUAGCAAGUGUUGUCCAGUUAAUCUUCAAGGGAAGCUGUGUAUUGAGGUACAAAGGAAAUCUGUGAUCUCUAAGAUUUCCGAGGAAUUAUGCAUAGGUUGUGGAUUGUGUGUGAAGAAGUGCCCUUAUGGCGCCAUUCACAUCAUUAACUUGCCAUCAAAUCUUGAAAAAGACACUGUGCAUCGAUAUGGCCCUAAUAGCUUUAAACUUCAUCGCUUGCCUCUCCCUCGUCCAGGGCAAGUCUUGGGGCUUGUUGGGGCAAAUGGAACAGGUAAGUCUACGGCGUUGUCUAUUCUAAAAGGGAAGAUUAAGCCCAAUCUUGGCCGCUAUCGUAAUGAGCCAAGUUGGGAGGAUAUACUUCGUUAUUUUCGUGGUUCGGAGCAUCAAGCAUAUUUUCAGCACAUGUUGGAAGAUAAAUUGCGCGUUCUUUUAAAACCGCAGUACGUGGAUCAGGUUCCCAAAGCUACUAAAGGCAUGGUGGGGGAGCUACUCGCAAAGUCGGAUCAACGCGGCAUGAAGGAUCACUUUAUGAAGUUGCUUGAUCUUAAUAAUGUUGCGGAUCGCGAACUUGACAAACUUUCUGGUGGUGAACUGCAACGUUUUACAAUUGCUGCUUUAUGUGUUCAAAGUGCCGCGGUUUACAUGUUUGAUGAACCUUCUAGUUACUUGGAUGUGCGCCAGCGCCUGACAGCUGCCCGAGUUAUAAGAUCCCUGCUAAAGGAGGAUAACUAUGUGAUUGUUGUGGAACAUGAUCUUUCUGCCGUUGAUUACAUGUCUGAUUUUGUUUGCGUAUUAUACGGUGUUCCUGGCAUUUACGGUGUCGUGACAAUGCCCUACGGUGUUCGCGAAGGCAUUAAUGUUUUUCUGGAUGGCUUUGUCCCAACGGAGAAUCUCCGCUUUCGUGAGGAAGGUCUCACCUUCCGCAUUGUUGACGACUUUGACGAGAUAACUAAACGCAGCGCUCAAAACAGCUAUCCUGCAAUGACGAAAAAGCUGGGAUCCUUCACCUUGACCGUAGAACCUGGAACGUUCUCGGAUUCUGAGAUUAUUGUGCUGCUUGGAGAAAACGGUUGCGGCAAAACCACCUUUAUUCGCAUGUUGGCCGGUCAUCAAAAGCCAGACAACAACGCAGAGGUGCCACAACUUUCAAUCAGCUAUAAACCUCAAAAGAUUGCGCCAAAGUUCCAAGGUACCGUAAAAGAUCUUCUGCAGACGAAGAUUUACGACGCUUUCAGUCACCCACAGUUCCAGACAGAUGUACUGAAGCCCUUGACAAUUGAGGAACUUCUAGAUCAGGAGGUACAAAACCUCUCCGGGGGCCAGCUUCAACGAGUUGGUUUGUGUAUUGCGUUGGGAACACCGGCAAAUAUAUAUUUGAUUGACGAGCCAAGUGCCUACCUGGAUUCGGAUCAGCGUAUUAUUGCCGCCCGUGUGAUUAAGCGGUUUAUCAUGCACACCAAACGUACUGCCUUCAUUGUGGAGCAUGACUUUAUUAUGGCAACGUAUUUGGCAGAUCGGGUGAUUGUGUACGAGGGGACGCCGGCGGUGGACUGCAGGGCAUGUACUCCCUGCGGUCUGUUGGAGGGCAUGAAUAAAUUUUUGAAGAGUCUUGACAUCACCUUUCGUCGCGACCCCACCAAUUUCCGUCCACGCAUCAACAAGCUGGACUCCGUGAAGGACCGGGAGCAGAAGAACGCCGGAAACUACUUCUACAUGAUGGACACGCAGGACGUGGCGAACAAGGUUCCACACAAGCCUGAGCUGGAGCACAGCGAGGAUGACGAGGUGAAGCAGGAAGAGGAAGCGUCGUCCAAGAAGAAAGCCAAGAAGGGGAGGCACUGA